Callorhinus ursinus (northern fur seal) is the source of this 1144-nucleotide messenger RNA. RefSeq names its product vestigial like family member 2 (gene VGLL2). Lineage: Eukaryota; Metazoa; Chordata; Mammalia; Carnivora; Otariidae. Gene Ontology annotation, cellular component: nucleus. The record is from RefSeq and is a predicted model, not a curated record. Gene Ontology annotation, biological process: regulation of DNA-templated transcription.
GUCCGGGCUCAAAGUGCCGGGGUGGGAGGGGAGCCUGAGAGCGGGAUCCCGAGCCGCUGAGCGCGCUGCCCACCGCUCCGCCGCCGAUGACUCGGGAGCUCGGGUCCAAGCGCCGCCCAUGCAGAAUCACUGCGCUCCACCGACCCGGAGUUGAUGAAAAAACACUUAGCCGUCUCCGCUGCGGGGAGCCAUGAGCUGUCUGGAUGUUAUGUACCAAGUCUAUGGUCCUCCCCAGCCUUACUUUGCAGCCGCCUACACCCCCUACCACCAGAAACUAGCCUAUUACUCCAAGAUGCAGGAAGCGCAAGAGUGCAACGCCAGCCCCAGCAACAGCACGGGCAGCGGCAGCUCCUUCUCCAGCCAAACUCCAGCCAGUAUCAAAGAGGAAGAAGGCAGCCCAGAGAAAGAGCGCCCACCAGAGGCAGAGUACAUCAACUCCCGCUGCGUCCUCUUUACCUAUUUCCAGGGGGACAUCAGCUCUGUGGUGGAUGAGCACUUCAGUAGGGCCUUGAGCCAGCCUAGCAGCUAUUCCCCAAGCUGUACAAGCAGCAAAGCACCCAGGAGCUCCGGGCCCUGGCGGGACGCCUCCUUCCCGAUGAGCCAGCGCAGCUUCCCCGCCUCCUUCUGGAACAGCGCGUACCAGGCACCGGUGCCCGCGCCUCUGGGCAGCCCGCUGGCCGCCGCGCACUCGGAGCUGCCCUUCGCUGCCGCCGACCCCUACUCGCCGGCCGCGCUGCACAGCCACCUGCACCAGGGCGCGGCCGAGCCCUGGCACCACGCGCACCCGCACCACGCGCACCCACACCACCCCUACGCGCUGGGCAGCGCCCUCGGCGCCCAGGCCGCCCCCUACCCGCGGCCUGCCGCCGUGCACGAGGUCUACGCGCCGCACUUCGACCCGCGCUACGGGCCGCUGCUGAUGCCCGCAGCCUCCGGGCGCCCGGCCCGCCUCGCGCCCGCCCCGGCGCCCGCGCCGGGCAGCCCGCCCUGCGAGCUCUCCGCCAAGGGCGAGCCCACCGGCGCCGCGUGGGCCGCGCCCGGGGGACCCUUCGCCAGCCCCGCGGGGGAUGUGGCCCAGGGUCUGGGACUCAGCGUGGACUCAGCUCGUCGUUAUUCCCUCUGUGGUGCAUCCCUCCUGAGCUGA